Molecule: messenger RNA, 1572 nt
Organism: Trypanosoma rangeli
Lineage: Eukaryota; Euglenozoa; Kinetoplastea; Trypanosomatida; Trypanosomatidae
Exons: 1
Coding region: 1-1572 (523 amino acids)
Source: RefSeq, a predicted model, not a curated record
AUGCUGCACCGUAGUGCUGUUGUGCGCUGGGUCCCACGCUACGCCCGUCAAUGCCCUUGGGUACGACCGAGGGGGCAAAGGGCGGCAGCAGCCGCGGGGAGGGCGAAUGUUGCCUCAAACUGUUCACCGAUGUUUUUAGCCGUAAACGAGGAUAAUGGAGAAGUGAUGAUGGCAACCAAGGCAAGACAGCAUGAUGUACAAAAAGAGGCGUCAUCGGCGUUGGACCCAACGGUCACUGGUGUGUCACAAAUGUUGUUGCGAAAAGCAGAAACGCUUCUCCAUCGUUGGAAAAACUUGAAUGAGACGAUGUUAAUUCACUGCAUCGGGGGCGUCCCUUUCAUUGCCCGCAACCUCUCUCCAAAUAAGAUGAAGGAGUCUUUUCUAAAACAAGAGCAAGAUGCCGUGUCGUUUAUGGCCCAAACAGAAGUGUUCGCUGUUGUCAAGGAUAUGCUUCCUUUAUCAACGCAUCAAGGCGACAUUGGGGAUCGAAGUGAAACAGACGAGAUUCGGAACAACCCACAGGAAGACUCGAGGCAGGGGGGCGGAUUAACUUGUCGCACUAGCAGUAUGGUGGUUAUUCCCGAUGAGGCCACGACAGAUGCAGUGAAGUACUUGGAGCAACUCGGAAAGCAUCGCAUAGAGGCAGUGCAAGGCAAAGCUGACCUAGUGAAGGGUUCAUCCCCUACUUUACCUGUGAUAUUUUCUCUGCCUGAAAUUGUAGUAUUUCUUCAACUCUACGAUGAGAUGAAUUGUGAGGAUGGUGAAUUGCUUCUGCGCUUACUUGCAGAAUUACGGCGCAUCGUUUUUUCAGCAAGGAAAGAAGUUGGUGAUGAAAAACGUAUGUUGAGUGAAGCUGAGGAAGGCGUCGUCUCACGGCUGCUUUUGACGCUCUCCAGUCUUGGGAUUGCAGAGGAACAUGUGCUGCAACGGCUGGUAACGGUUAACGGUGGACGCUUCAUGUCAAGAGCGAAGCUUGCUCGAUAUUCAGAAGCUGACCUUGUUCGUUUACUGGUGGCCUUCGGCCGUUUUAAGCUUCACCAUGAGCCUUGUUUCAAUGUAACGGCAAAAACCUUGCGGCGGAAGUCAUUGUGUAGCCCCCUCAGGUCAUUCCGUCGCCGUGCGCUGGCCUACGCAUCAGGUGCUGUUUCCGAAGGAAACACGAAGAGGGUUAGUGUUUCUUCCUUGAUGGCGGGGCUCACGCUGAAUGACUUGUUGGAGGCAUUAACGGCCAUAGCGCUUAGUUUGUGUCGCGAUGUGGAGGUUGUGGAGUUGCUUGCGGCAAGUAUUGUCACCGCUGUGGAGGAGGAAGAAGAUAGGGGGCGCUCCAACAGAGGAGAGGCGCAGACACGAGACGAGGAAUUGGGUUUUGUUAGAACGCUGCAAGUUCAUAGGGCGACAAAAGUUUGCGAGCAAAUGGAGCUGGCACAGCCGGCGCUAGCGCAGCUGCUUCAUCGUCUUUCUAUUCGUUAUGGUGGGGUGCUUGCUGAUGGUGGCGAAGAUGCUCUGAGCCCAGAGCGGGUUGGAUUUUACGACUUCAUCACGGCAGAUUUGGUGAAGGUGCGUCAUAGCUGA